UUGACCCCAACGUUUAUCUGUGCUGCUUUCUGAAUGUCCCCCACUCCCUCCAUCUCCCCCUCAGAGCCCCCGAGCCCCAGAAUGCCCCUGGGUCUAAGCCCCUGGAAGACGUGGCCCACUCCUCCAACCAUUACGAUGCUGACGAGGAUGAGGAGUACUACAGGAAGCAACUGUCCUACUUUGACCGCCGCAGCUUCGACAGCAAGGCCAUGAACCCCACCCCCGGGAUCAACCGCUUCCCACCACAAACCCAGCUAGCUUACCCUUACAACAGGGCGGAGUCUGUGGAGAAGGUGAGUCCGGUAGAGAAGAAGUACGAGCCCCUCCCCCAGAUCAGUCCUGUCUCCCAGUACGGACCCCCCAGCCCUGCCGUACCACCCAACAGCCUGCCCAAACUCACCACCAAUGAUG
Oncorhynchus masou masou (cherry salmon) is the source of this 411-nucleotide messenger RNA. Its product is annotated as tight junction protein ZO-1-like. The annotation marks the transcript as partial. The record is from RefSeq and is a predicted model, not a curated record. NCBI's taxonomy places the organism in Eukaryota, Metazoa, Chordata, Actinopteri, Salmoniformes, Salmonidae. The transcript has 2 exons.